Brachypodium distachyon (stiff brome) is the source of this 2296-nucleotide messenger RNA. Its product is annotated as 3-oxo-5-alpha-steroid 4-dehydrogenase 1. The record is from RefSeq and is a predicted model, not a curated record. The transcript is spliced from 2 exons. Bases 1042 to 2088 code for a protein of 348 amino acids. NCBI's taxonomy places the organism in Eukaryota, Viridiplantae, Streptophyta, Magnoliopsida, Poales, Poaceae. Gene Ontology annotation, molecular function: oxidoreductase activity, acting on the CH-CH group of donors. Gene Ontology annotation, biological process: lipid metabolic process.
CCGGAUGCAGAGCGUCCCCCGGCUAUCUCCAUCCGGCAUGGAUGGAGGAGCACUGCCUCCAACUCUAACCGAAAAGCACACGUUGUAUAUACGUGAUGUGAAAAGAUAUUUUGACACCAAAAUGCCUCUCAACCAAAAGACUUGUGCAUAUAAAAUCCGCAUUCCUCGAGGCCAUGUUUUGAAAAUGAAUUGAACAUGUAGGCAGAUCAUCGCUGGAUCCAACGUGCAGGAAGAGUCGAGAUCGGUCAAGGAUUUUAAUUACGGUUUUGCUAUUUUUUAGGCGACAGAAAAAUAACUAUUUCUCAAUCGAUAAUAACAACCUUUUGAUUCAAUCGCUGAGAUUCGUGUAACAUUAUUGUAGGCCCGAUGGAUAAGAAAAUCUUGAUUGAAUGGCUACUAUUAUUAACUGAGAAAUAACUAUUUCUUAGACGACUGAAAAACAGACACUUCCUUUUAAUUAUCCUAGGCAGUGGCGGCUGAGAGCUGAAUUGACCACACAACUUUCUGACAAAUCCUUUGUAUCAAUGGGAUCUUGACGUACCAGUAGGUACCAGAGGAGAUCGCUAUGAUCAUUGCUGUCUCCGUAUCGAAGAGAUGUGAAAGUGUUCGGAUCAUUGUGCAAUGUCCUAAUCAAAUGCCUAGUUACAUGAUCAAAGCCGAUGAUCAUAAGCUAUGUCCUCCAUCACGAUCUGGAAUGAAACACCUAGCUAAACACCUAAACUCACAACGGCCUAUCCAUGAAUAUCUUGAGAAAAACCUAUACUGUACAGACAUUUCGUCGACUUCUACUUAUCUCUUCGGGUACAGUCUUGAGAGAGACGCUUCAGCAUGUCAGUUGCAUCGCCACCACGGCCAAGAGAACGCUCGAUGUAGAGAGAUCGACACCGAUCCAACCGCCUCCGGUCGUCCUUUGGAGUUGCGCUCCUCCGGCCAACCGCGACCGGCCCGUGUGAGAGCGGCAGGAGGGACAUACGUGCACGAAUUUCUGGCAGUUGAUUUCGCGCAGUUUCCACACAAUCGACAGGUAGCAGUUCUCUUCUCAUGACGCCACACGUGACACGUCUCUGCUUCCCAGUUCCCACCCCUCCGACGACGAUAAAACCCAGAUUGCCUGCCAUACAAAAGCAGAUGCGAAACGCAAGGAGCACGUCCGCUAGCGCGCCUCAGCCGCACGAUCUCUUCUUCUUCCACACGCAGACAGACGGUCUCGAUCUCGAGGGAGAUCGGAGGGCUCUCGUCGAGAUGUGGCAGCUGCUGCCGUCGGCGCUGCUGUACCCGGCGCCGGCGUCGGCGUUCGUGACGGCGAUGUCGGUGCUGUCCUCCGCGUCGCUGGCGUCCGCGGGCCUCUCGGAGCUCCGCGGCCAGCACAUGGCAUACUCCAAGUUCUGGCACGUCGUCGCAUCCGGCUCCACCCAGAAGAAUCCCGGCGGCGGCGGCGAGCGCUUGCUGUCGAGCCGCGACGGGAUGCUGGUGGCCUACGCGCCGGCGCUCGUUGCCGCGGCGGCGUCGUUCGCGCUGCCGGGCGCCCUGGAAGAAGGGCUCCGCGCGCAGCUCCUCGCCGGCGCGCUCGCCGUCCACUUCCUCAAACGGGUCCUCGAGGUACUGUUCGUCCACCGGUACAGUGGAAGCAUGCCACUGAACACGGCGCUCAUGAUCUCCUCCAGCUACCUGCUCAGCACCAUCACCAUGAUCUAUUCCCUGCACCUCGCGGCCGGCCUGCCAGAGCCCUCCAUCAACCUGCUCUACCCUGGCGUGCUCGUCUUCACCGUCGGCAUCGCCGGCAACUUCUACCACCACUACCUCCUCUCGCGGCUAAGGAAAGGAUCAGGCACCACCAGCGAAGGUGACAAGUCCUACAAAAUCCCCACCGGCGGCCUCUUCGGCCUCGUCGCCUGCCCGCACUACCUUUUCGAGAUCGCCGGUUUCUUCGGGUUCGCAAUGAUCUCGCAGACGGUGUACGCGCUCGCCAUGGCCUCUGGCACGGCCGCGUACCUCACCGGCCGGAGCUGCGCCACCAGGAGGUGGUACGCGUCCAAGUUUGAGGAGUACCCGGCCAGGAUCAAGGCUCUUGUGCCAUAUAUCUUGUAAUGUCAUAAUUAGAGCUUCGGGUAGUAGAUAGAGUGGAGUUCGAUCGAGUGUGGAUCGAUGUAUCUGGAUCGGACUCAAGUCUCUGCUAAUGGGGCGUUAGUUUCUGUUACAAUGAUUUACUUUGGUUAAAUAACCUAAAUGAGCAAACGAAACGAAAUCACCCUGCUUCCUUGUUUGAGAAGGCUCAAUGAUUUCUGACUGUUGUUUA